Colossoma macropomum (tambaqui) is the source of this 2057-nucleotide messenger RNA. RefSeq names its product centrosomal protein 44 (gene cep44). Lineage: Eukaryota; Metazoa; Chordata; Actinopteri; Characiformes; Serrasalmidae. Gene Ontology annotation, cellular component: spindle pole; centrosome. The coding region runs from base 379 to 1518 and encodes 379 amino acids. The transcript has 11 exons. The record is from RefSeq and is a predicted model, not a curated record.
GUGAAAGGACAAUCUGUUACCAGCAGCGCGCGCUUAGAAACCAACCAAAGCAAAAUGCAACUUUAAAACUUCUAAAAACAAGUAGACCAGCGCGAUAUGAAGAUUAUUAGAUAGUAUAUGUGAAGAACAUACUUUAUACACAAAGGAUAAUUUAAUCCAUUUAUCUUCAUUGUCACUCUGGGACGAAAGUGAGGCUGCUGCGCUGUUGUUAACAGUUAACAUAACGAUGCAACGAAACGAAGUGAUUUUUAUUAAGCUAACUCAUAUAUCUAAAUCUAAAGUUCAUUAAAUUACUAUUGAAUUACUGUUUUUGCUAGCCAAGGAGUAUCUGCUUUAUUAUCACUCCGGCUGAAAUAACGUUAACAUUGGCUCGGUAAGAUGGCUACGAUGGCUACAGGUGAUCUGAAAGGAAGCCUCAGGAAACUGCAAACUUCACUCCGAUCUCUGAAAUAUCAAAGAGAAGUCGACUACAAAGGGUUGGCCAAAGGAGACCCGUGCUUAUUUCUGCCCAUCUUGAGUUAUGCCUUCACCUCCUUUUCCUCAGCUGUGGCCGAACACCUGGUGGAGAAUGGCGUUGAGCUUACAGGAAAGAAUGACCUGAGCUUCAUCGAGACUGUUUACAAGGUCCUGCGUGAUCUCUUCAGUUACAAGCCUCUGCUGACUAAGCAGCAGUUCCUGCAGUUCGGUUUUGCUGAGAGAAAGGUUGGCCUUCUUUGUGACAUAAUUGGCUUUGUGCUGGAGAAACACAAACAGCUCACAAAAGGCGCCAAGCCUGUUAGUCCACCAAAAAGAAGGCUGCUAUCCCGUUGUGACUCGAAAUCUACAGAAUUCCCCUCACACAAACAAACCCAGAGGAUGUCAGCUCAGACAGUUGUUCUGAACAGGCCGCUGGUGGAGAGGCACUUGAGCUGCAGCACUCCAGCACAGUUCAGCCUCUCCUCGGACGAGCCGCCCCAGCAGAAGGAGGACGUGGCUGAUGAUGAUGAGGACGGAAAAGAUUCUUCUGACAUUAUGAGCCCUCGACCUGCUGCUCACAUGGGAUAUGUGUCAGAGAACAUGUUAAGGGCAGUGGAGGCAGGUCUGCAGGACUGUGUGUGCAGGCUGGGGCAGCAGCUGACCCUACUGGAUGCGAGGCUGCAGGCUCUGGAGAAAAGCAUGGCUGGGAAAAUCACUAUAGAGCGCAGUGACUGGGAGAACCUGCAGAGCCGUGUGCUGCUGCUGGAGACUAGACUGGCUCUGAACUCAGCGCAGGAUCCGGGUCGAGCAGGAGGAUUGGUGAAUCUUCCAGCUGGUGAAGAGAAGAGCUACUUUACUGAGGAGACAGUUUUAGAGUCAGUUCCCCUGAGUAGUUCCAUGGUGGUGAUGCGAUCAGCAUUAGACAGUAACAGUGCCCCAUAUACUUCAGCCAGCUUUCCACCAUCAUCUCCAGAGGAGAGUAUUAAAGAAAGACUGGAGAGAAUAGCCAAUAUGAUGAAGAACACAUCCAGCCUUUUGAAGAAUAUAGAGCCCACAAUAUGAUUUUGUGGAAUCAUGUAUUCAACACAUCCAGAUGAAUGUAAACAUGUAAGUGUAAAAGGGACCUCAUCAGAUGGCCAGUAGUUGUUACAGUCAGCAAUAUUUAUUUAUAUGCUUUUUGUAAGGGCUUUUUAUGCAUUUUCCAAUACAUGGGCCAGUGAACAGACAGUUUUAGAAAUGAAGCUGAGUAUUUUUUCAAGUUAAUGAUUCCAGUGUGAUCUGUCAGAACCACUUUUAUUACCUAAACCUGCAGUUUUAUUGCAUUAUGCAGUGCCUUCUGUUGCUGUAGCUGCAUGUCAAGCCUUUUCUGCCUUUUGGCUAAUAUUAAGUAUAGUUGAAAUGUGUGUCUUGUCCAUUAGAUGUCACUGUAACCCUGACCCAAGGUGCCUUUAUUGUGCCUUUGCUGCCCUCUGUGGUCCACUCUGUGUAUUGGCACAAGUGUCAUAAAUGGUCUAAUUCAGGGCAAAAUCAUUCUGUAUUCGAUUUCGGUUUGUACAUUACCCUAGCUUUCAGAUCAAAUAAAACCAUGUAAGCAAUGAUAA